AUGCCACUAGAGUGGGACAUCACAGAAUCACAACCUCCUCAAUUUCAACAAAGGUCGGGUGGCGGUGGCGCUGAUUUUCCUUCUCCUGAUUCAGUAGCAAGUGAUAACAGUAGUCUUUCAAAUCCAAUGUCGCACAAAAAACCUAUUAUCUAUCAAGAGCAAGUUCAGAUUCAAUUUGGAGGUACAAGGGUUCUAAGUGGUCUUGUGGAUCUGAAACUCAUUUUGUCUAACCCACAGGGUAGGAUCCAAUUGCAGCAACACGUACAGGACCCUGGAUAUUUACUGCAACAGCAUGAAGGGUGA
Messenger RNA from Vicia faba (fava bean), 303 nucleotides. The record is from the annotation of a GenBank genome assembly. Lineage: Eukaryota; Viridiplantae; Streptophyta; Magnoliopsida; Fabales; Fabaceae.